Sitophilus oryzae (rice weevil) is the source of this 2202-nucleotide messenger RNA. Its product is annotated as sphingosine-1-phosphate lyase. Gene Ontology annotation, molecular function: sphinganine-1-phosphate aldolase activity; pyridoxal phosphate binding. Gene Ontology annotation, biological process: carboxylic acid metabolic process; sphingolipid catabolic process. NCBI's taxonomy places the organism in Eukaryota, Metazoa, Arthropoda, Insecta, Coleoptera, Curculionidae. The coding region runs from base 386 to 2035 and encodes 549 amino acids. The transcript has 3 exons. Gene Ontology annotation, cellular component: endoplasmic reticulum. The record is from RefSeq and is a predicted model, not a curated record.
AUAAGAAUAAGCUUUUAUUAAUUAACAAUUUUCUUGACAAUGUUGAUGUAUUUUUUUGAUAAAGAAGAUAAAUAAACCUGUGAAAUAGACAACCAGUAAAACACCCUUGGUGUAUUACAAUUACGUGUUGCCUAUAUACAAACUGCUAAUUGUUUUUUAAUGUUUUUUAAUCUUUUUAAUUACAAAGGUCAAGUUUCAAAGAAAGGAUUUAAAAAUAUUUAACCAUAACAAUAUAAUUACAGUAAACAAUAUAUGGCAUUGUUUUGUGCUGAUUUAUUUAUCUACAUUCACGUUAUCUUAUCACAUCAUUUAGACUAUUUUUUUAAAUAAAAUUAACUGCUAUUACAACACUGCGACCUGCAACUCAAACAAUUGAUGAUAAAUAAUGGAACUACUGAAGACUCCUUUUAAUGUGGUGAAACAUACAUUAAACAACACCUUCCAAGACAAAGAACCAUGGCAAAUUGUCUCUAUUACAACGGGCGGUGUCUUAUUUUUGGUGUGGUUACAUGAUUUUGUUGAUCGUGAUGAAAGCUUACUUGUACGAGGCAAAAAAACAGCCUUCAAGCUGUUAAGACUGAUCCCAGCAGUUGAAAGGAAGGUAGAUACAGAACUGAGUGUUAUCAGACGAGGAUUUGAAGAAGACGUGGAAAAAAGGACUAGUCACUUAGAUUAUAUUCUAACCUUACCCUCCAAAGGGUUGUCAAAGAGUGAAAUUUUAUCGAUACUAGAUAGGAAUCUUACGUUAAAUGAAGAAUUAUGGAAAUCAGGGCAGUCCUCUGGGGCUGUGUAUGUCCACAAUGAAGCUUUACUGGACCUGGUGGCUGAAACUUAUAAAUUAUCAUCAUAUACAAAUCCAUUGCAUCCAGAUUUAUUCCCUGGUUUAUGUAAAAUGGAAGCCGAAGUUAUUCGCAUAGUAGCCAGUUUAUUUCAUGGCGAUAAAAAUGCUUGCGGUAGUAUGACUUCAGGGGGUACAGAGUCGAUUUUAAUGGCCUGUAAGGCUUACAGAGACUAUGCAAGAGAGAAGAAGGGCAUUAGAAAACCAGAAAUGGUUAUACCGAUCACAGCUCACUCUGCUUUCAACAAGGCCAGUCUCUACCUCGGUAUCAGAGUCAGAUCCAUACCGUUGGACCCUCAGACUUGUCAGGUUAACCUGAAAGCAAUGAAGAGAGCAAUCAACGGCAACACUGUAAUGUUGGUAGGAUCAGCACCAAAUUUUCCGUACGGCACCAUAGAUGACAUAGGGGAAAUAUCAAAACUUGGACUGAAAUACGAUAUUCCCGUUCACGUCGAUUCAUGUUUAGGGGGUUUACUGACUGUUUUUAUGGAAAAAGCCGGGUAUCCCCCUCCAGUGACUGAUUUUAGACUGAAAGGUGUUACCAGUAUCUCAGCUGAUACACAUAAGUAUGGAUUUGCACCUAAAGGAACCUCUGUAAUCCUUUACAGGGAUCCAGAGUACAGACACUAUCAAUAUACUGUAACUACGGAUUGGUUGGGUGGGGUUUAUGGAUCUCCUUCGGUAGGCGGCAGCAGGCCUGGGGGUAAUAUAACCACCUGUUGGGCCACAUUACUGCAUUACGGCUUGGAAGGUUAUGUCAGUGCCACAAGGGACAUUAUUCAUACAACAAAAUACAUAGAGAAAGGUCUGAGAAGGAUGAAAGGGAUUUAUAUUUUCGGCCAGCCUGCGACUAGUGUCGUUGCGAUUGGCAGUCCUUUAGAGUUCGUCAUAUUCCGUCUGUCAGACGGUCUAUACAAAAAAGGUUGGAAUUUAAAUUUCUUGCAGUAUCCUCCAGGGAUUCACAUUUGCGUUACACUGAUGCACACAAAGCAUGGAGUAGCUGACAGGUUCUUGAAUGACGUGAAAGACUGUCUUGCCGAGAUCGCCAAAGAUCCUUCCUUGCCUGUUGAAGGCAAAAUGGCGCUGUACGGUACCGCCCAAAAGUUACCUGAUAGGUCAAUUGUUUCUGAUAUAACUAAGUAUUUUUUGGACGCCAUGUAUUAUAUUCCUGAAUCAAAACAACCUCCGAAAGAAUAAAAUAUUAUGUUUUAUAUAACACUUUUUAUAUAAGAGGAUGGCUUUAUGUACUUAUAUAAAUUUAAAGGGAUUUUUUAUUAUGUAUCAGUGAUUUUUGUUCAAAUUAAUCUAUUUGUCUGUUAUAUUUUCUGAAAUUUUACACAAAUAAAGUUGAUUAUUUAAAAAUA